Molecule: messenger RNA, 1401 nt
Organism: Aethalodelphis obliquidens (Pacific white-sided dolphin)
Lineage: Eukaryota; Metazoa; Chordata; Mammalia; Artiodactyla; Delphinidae
Product: zinc finger protein 184-like
Exons: 2
Biological process (GO): regulation of transcription by RNA polymerase II
Cellular component (GO): nucleus
Molecular function (GO): RNA polymerase II transcription regulatory region sequence-specific DNA binding; DNA-binding transcription factor activity, RNA polymerase II-specific
Source: RefSeq, a predicted model, not a curated record
UGUAAUGAAUGUGUAAAGAAAUUUAACCAGAGUUCCCAUUUAACAAACCAUGAGAAAACUCAUACUGGAGAAAAGCCCUACAAAUGCAAUGAAUGUAGGAAGGGCUUCAGUUAUUGCUCAGUCCUUAUUCAACAUCAGAGAAUUCAUAGUGGGGAAAGACCUUACAAGUGUACUGAAUGUGGCAAGACAUUCAGUCGUAGUACAUAACUUACUCAGCAUCAAAGAAUUCAUACUAGUGAUAAACCAUAUAAAUGUUUUGAAUGUGGAAAGGCUUUUAGCCAGAGCACACAUCUUACUCUACAACAAAGAAUUCAUACUGGAGAGAAACCUUAUGAAUGCAACGAAUGUGGUAAAACCUUUAGUCAGAGUGCACAUCUUACUCAACAUCAAAGAAUUCAUAUAGGAGAAAUGCCCUAUGAAUGUAACGAAUGUGGGAAAGCCUUCAGUGAUCACUCAGCUCUUACCCUACAUCAUAUUGUCCAUACUGGAGAGAAACUUUUUGCAUGUAAUGACUGUGGGAAAACUUUCAGUUACUGUUCAGACCUCAUUCAACAUCAGAGAAUGCACACUGGAGAGAAACCAUACAAAUGCAAUGAAUGUGGGAAUGCCUUUAAUGAUUGUUCAGCCCUUAUUCAGCAUCAAAGGAUUCAUACUGGAGAAAAACCUUACAAAUGUAAUGAAUGUGGGAAAGCUUUUAGUGACCACCCAGGGCAUAUUCAACAUCAGAGAACCCACACUGGAGAGAAGUGCUAUAAGUGUAACAAUUGUGGGAAAGGUUUCAGUUUCUGUUCAGCCCUUAUUCAGCACAAGAGAAUUCAUACUGGAGAGAAGCCCUUUAAAUGCAAUGACUGUGGAAAAGCCUUCAGUGAUUGGUCAGCACUUAUUCAAUAUCAGAGAACUCACACUGGAGAGAAACCUUAUAAAUGUAAUGUAUGUGGAAAAGACUUCAGUCAGAGUACAAACCUCACAAAUCACCAGAAAACUCAUACCAUUGAAAAAUCUUAUAAAUGCAAUGAAUGUGGAAAACCUGUUAGUUACUGUUCAGGCCUUAUUCAACAUCAGAUCAUUCAUACUGAAGUGAAACCUUAUGAAUGCAAUAAAUGUGGCAAAGCCUUCAGCCAGAAAACAGACCUUAAAAAACAUCAGAAAACUCAUACUAAAGAAAAACUCUACAAAUGUAAUGAAUGUGGGAAAGCCUUUAGUCAGAACACAUAUCUUACAAAACACCAGAAAAUUCAUAGUGGAGAGAAGGCAAAUAUACAUACUGAGUGUAGGAAAACCUUUAGACAAAACUCUUCUUUUGUUCAACAUGAAAAACUUCACACUGGAGAGAAAUCCUCUGAAUGCCUUGGGAACUUGGCUAGUAUGGAGACCUUCCCCAGGGAAACAGAAAGAUCCUGA